GGGAGGAAAGUAAGACGCUGCGCUGCCUGAACACUGGUUUAUGCUGUAUUUCACUGUGCCACUUAACAUCUGCUCUGAGAUGUCAGCGUCGGUCUCCCUGGGUUCUUCUUUGAGACUGUAAUGAACUAUAGCCUGUAAUUUCUCACAGUACAAAACAGGAAUUGCUGUUAUGCUAUUUGUCUCAGAUUGGAAGUUAUUACAUGAUUGUAAAUGUUACUGGAUGUGUAAAGAGGGCAUGCACUGUAAUGGCAGACGACAAAAAACGGGGUAAUGCCUCAUAAAUCGUCACCGAUGAAGUGAAGCGUGCUUCUGGCGUUCAGAUGUAGGUUACUGUGAUCAGCCACCAUAUGCCACUUUAACAUCCUGCCUGAAGUCAACAAACACACACACAAACUCACGUCAACCUUGGCUCACCCGAUUUCCAUUCAGAAUAUACCUCUUCCUCUCUUUCUCUCUCUCUCUGUGAGUGUGUGGCGCCAUAGUGAAAAACACUGCAGUUCUUUCAGCCAGUCAGUCAGAGCCAGUAGCCUACACACAGUGUCUCUCUCCCUCAUUCAGCGCCUGGCUCGCUCUCCCUCUAUGCUCAGCACAUGCUGCUACUCGCCUCCUCACUGCAUCUGUCCUCUUCUCCCUGAAGUGAGGUACCAUGCAUCCUGCUUUCUCCUCCUCCUCCUCCUCCUCCUCCUCCUCUUCUCCGCUUGUCUGUUACCAUUCCAGGGUCCCUUUAUCAAACAGAGCGUUCUUGCUGCAAAGCCAGGGACCAUAAGAGCUGUGUUACUUGCUCGAAGGACUUUGGAGACGGGACAACGCUGUUUGCCGGGUCUGAGGACAGCUGCUGGAAACGCUGCUGCCCGCUUUCUGUUGGGAUGCGGAUCUUUGGGGGCCUCUGCUUGCUGUGUGACAACGCUUGAUUCCUUCUCAAAGUUGCAGGACGGCACACGUCAAUCAAGAAUCUCAUCUCUUGUUUCUCAGAGAACGCUGACGACUCGCUGUGUGUGGAGUCAGACCGGCACAGGAUCCCCGUCUCCACUCCUCACACACUGACCAGGACUGCACUGCUGCUAUGUGCGAUCUCGACGUAACAUCAGCUUGAGAUUCUUCUCCUCAAAAGAAACUGAACAAUCUCAUGCUCCCGUCAUUCCUGCCUGUGAUUUCCAUAUGAGAUUCAGCAGCUCCAGGCAGAACUGGCCGGGACCACUGACUUUCAACUUCACAUAAGAACAACAAGGACAAAAUCUACGGACAGAAAAAAAAAAGACUGUUAAGGACGCAAACAAAACCUUGUUUGUCUCGGAGCAGCUCUAGUGGCCUUUGCCAACAGCCAUGCAGGUGUCCUUUGCAUGUACGGACCACGGGCUGAAGGCCCCGCGUAACGGCGAGCAUAGCAAGCAGAACGCCACCAGCCCCAACACAGCCAGCAAGGCCCGUGCCCGCUUCCGCACCGUGGCCCUGAUAGCUCGCAGCCUGGGCUCCUUCACCCACCGCUACCACCACAACCUCAAGGAGUCCACCGCCAAGCUCACCGGCAUGAAGUAUCGGAACCUGGGGAAAUCUGGGUUGCGUGUCUCCUGUCUGGGGCUUGGCACAUGGGUAACAUUUGGAGGUCAAAUCUCUGAUGAGGUGGCAGAGCAGCUGAUGACUAUCGCCUACGAGAGCGGGGUCAACCUGUUCGACACGGCUGAAGUCUACUCCGGAGGGAAAGCAGAGAUAAUCUUGGGAAACAUCAUCAAGAAAAAGUGCUGGAGGAGAUCCAGCCUGGUGAUCACAACAAAGCUCUACUGGGGUGGAAAAGCAGAGACAGAGAGAGGCCUCAACAGAAAGCACAUCAUUGAAGGUUUAAAGGGCUCCCUCCAGAGGAUGCAACUCGAGUAUGUGGACGUGGUUUUCGCCAACCGGCCAGACAGCAACACUCCGAUGGAGGAGAUAGUGAGAUCGAUGACGCAUGUGAUCAACCAGGGGAUGUCCAUGUACUGGGGGACGUCCCGCUGGUCCGCCAUGGAGAUCAUGGAAGCGUACUCUGUGGCCAGGCAGUUUAAUCUAAUUCCACCGGUGUGUGAGCAGGCAGAGUAUCACUUCUUCCAGAGGGACAAAGUGGAAUCUCAGCUGCCGGAGCUCUACCACAAGAUAGGUGUGGGUGUGGUGUCUUGGUCACCUUUGGCCUGUGGAAUCAUCACCGGAAAGUACGAGAACGGCAUCCCAGAAACCUCCAGGGCCUCAAUGAAGCCAUACCAGUGGUUGAGGGAGAAAAUAAUGAGUGAGGAUGGGAGAAAACAACAAGCCAAGCUAAAGGACCUGACUCAUAUCGCAGAGAAGGUCGGUUGUACUUUGCCGCAGCUAGCCAUAGCCUGGUGCCUGAGGAACGAGGGAGUGAGCUCAGUGCUGCUGGGAUCCUCCAAUCCAAUCCAGCUAACAGAGAACCUGGGAGCCAUUCAGGUAAUUCCAAAGAUGACACCAGGCAUUGCCACAGAAGUGGAUCAUAUACUGGGAAACCGUCCUCACAGUAAAAAGGACUACCACCAUUAGGAUGGACCCUGUUUUAGUGAACUAUGCUCCAAAAAAGCCUCUCAAAGCUCACUUCUCACAGCCAUGGCACCAUAAGUGCGUGCCCAACUUGUGCUUGUGUGCGCGUAUGACUGUAUGUGUGACUGUGUAAAGUGUUCUGCUUGGCUCCUUGUCUGUUUGAAGAUCAACCAGUACUCAUUAUCGUAAAGUGAGCUACUUGACAAAAACAUGCAUGCUACAGCUAUAGCAGCCGGCCACUGGACUGAACAACAGUUAGAAGAUCCAGCCAGAUGGUUUCUGGAGCGAACUUCUCUUCCACUCCAAAAAGCUGCCGAACCACAAAUUUAAAGAAGCAUAAGAUUAGAUUACGGAGAAAUAGAUCACUGCACAAUCAAUCUGAUUGACAACUAACAUGUGCUAGUUAACAAACAAUCAUAAUUUUCUGAAUAAGGGUGUCAUUGCAUCAAGAAAAGAAAACAUAAGAGCCAUUUAUUGCCUCACACAAGUAUCACAUACGAUCAUGGCAGUGCAGUAAAUACAUGAAAACAGAUUAGGUGUAUAAAAAAAUAUACCCAAUGUUACAGAACUCUACUAGAUGUUUGUGAUGUGAAGAAAACAAAUCAAUGAUGACGUGUUUAAUUGGGUCUCAGCAGACUGGAUGAUAUGCUUACACUUGCCAUUGCAGCUGGAGCUGGCCUGUCAACAUGAUGAAUUAUUUCAGUAUUGGAUUAUCUGAAAUUCUGCUCACAAUGUUGUCGCCAAAACCAAGAGAGCUAAGUUAAACUGAAAUAUGUUUCAAAACAUCUGUACUGACUGUUAUAUAUAUUUUCCUCAUUAAGCAGCUAUGUCAGAAUGAGCUUUUCAUCUCCUUGUGUUGUAUUUUUCACUUAUGCAAAAGUACAGCAUAGUGUACUUCCCUAUUGUGCCCCCUUUAACCCAUUUUAAUUUAGACUAUGCCAGACUUUCUAUCAGUAAGGAUGAUGUCUGAUCCAUUUAAUUUCAGUCUGUGUUGUGGCUAAAACUUCUGUCUAGUUGAAGUUGGUGGGAGCUUGUGAAUUUAACAAACAAAAGCCAUGUAGCUAAUGAAGAUACUCAGUAAAAGCAGUCAUUGCACCGGGAACUCUUAUCCAACUUCUCUCAGAUGCCAGUUUUACAUAAUGGGAUGAUCUUUAUGUUAUGUUCUGUCUGUAAAAAUAUGUAUUUUAGUGUCCUCCUUUAUCAGAUUUGUACAUAAGAAUAAAAAUCUUAUAAUUCUCAUGUGAUAUGUUUUAGAAGAUCUAUAGUAAUUUUUCUAUUAAUGUUAUGGAUGCCUUCUAAUUUUCGCCCCUUAACGAAUUGAAAUAACAAAGCUAGAGUAGACUUAUUUGUUUGCUGAGUUAAAUUGUAAGAAAAGUCUGUAACUUGAAACACUCUGCCGUAGUUACUGCUGUUUGCUGUUGGGGUUUGUCUGUGUCUUCCUGUUUUAUAAUAAAAUAAUGUGUGAAUUAUU
Molecule: messenger RNA, 3991 nt
Organism: Sebastes umbrosus (honeycomb rockfish)
Lineage: Eukaryota; Metazoa; Chordata; Actinopteri; Perciformes; Sebastidae
Gene: kcnab1b
Product: potassium voltage-gated channel, shaker-related subfamily, beta member 1 b
Exons: 15
Coding region: 1324-2523 (399 amino acids)
Biological process (GO): potassium ion transport; transmembrane transport; negative regulation of delayed rectifier potassium channel activity
Cellular component (GO): voltage-gated potassium channel complex; juxtaparanode region of axon; extrinsic component of cytoplasmic side of plasma membrane
Molecular function (GO): potassium channel regulator activity; transmembrane transporter binding; voltage-gated potassium channel activity
Source: RefSeq, a predicted model, not a curated record